GCGCCCAAAGAUCCCUCGAUCCAGCUCAGCGUGGACGACGAGAUCGCGACCGUCCAGACCACGGCGUCCACCACCAAGAAGAAGGAGGACAUGCGCAACGAGAGCACGGGCAUCACGGUCGGAGACUCGACCCACACGCUGUCGGACGGUAAGACGAUUCACUACUCGGCCGAGAGGAUCAUCGGCAACGGGUCGUUCGGCGUCGUGUUCCAAGCCACAGUGGAGGAGACGGGCGAGAUCGUGGCCAUCAAGAAGGUGCUGCAGGAUAAGCGCUUCAAGAACCGGGAGCUGCAGAUCAUGCGGCAGCUGCACCACGUGAACAUUGUGCAGCUCAAGCACUGCUUCUACUGCAACGGCGAGAAGCCCGACGAGCUGUACCUGAAUCUGGUGCUUGAGUACAUCCCCGACACGGUCUACGGCGUGGCCAGGCAGCUGCAGAAGGCCAAGCAGUACAUGCCCAUCGUGCUGGUCAAGCUGUACAUCUACCAGAUCUGCCGCUCGCUGGCCUACAUCCACUCGAUGGGCAUCUGCCAUCGCGACAUCAAGCCGCAGAACUUGCUGCUCGACCCCAGGUCCCACGUGGUAAAGCUUUGCGAUUUCGGAAGCGCCAAGGUGCUGCAGAAGAACGAGCCCAACGUGUCGUACAUCUGCUCACGCUAUUACCGCGCCCCCGAGCUCAUCUUCGGCGCCACGGACUACACCACAGCUAUCGAUAUUUGGUCACUAGGCUGCGUGUGCGCUGAGCUGCUGUUGGGACAGCCUCUGUUCCCUGGUGAGAGCGGGGUGGAUCAGUUGGUCGAGAUCAUUAAGGUUCUGGGCACGCCGGCGCGCGAGGAGAUCGAAGCCAUGAACCCGAACUACACGGAAUUCCAGUUCCCGCAGAUUAAGGCCCACUCUUGGAGCAAGAUCUUCCGCUCACGGACCCCUCCCGAGGCGAUUAACUUGCUGUCCAAAAUGUUGGUCUAUGAUCCGAAACGACGUGUGAAGCCGCUGGAAGCCGCCGCCCACCCGUUCUUCGAUGAGCUGCGGCAGAAAGACCUGAAACUUCCAAAUGAUGUCCCCGCGCCCGCGCUGUUCAACUUCACUCUGCAAGAACUGUCGCAAGUGGAUGUUAGCACGCGCGAGAUUUUAGUACCGGCUCAUGAGCGAAACUCAACCAAUUGGCCGGUCUUAGAGGACGGCACGUGGCCUGAUGCAGCUGCUCACGGGACGUCC
Messenger RNA from Phytophthora sojae, 1215 nucleotides. RefSeq lists its product as hypothetical. Gene Ontology annotation, cellular component: cytoplasm. The record is from RefSeq and is a predicted model, not a curated record. The transcript is spliced from 6 exons. Gene Ontology annotation, biological process: protein phosphorylation; signal transduction. Lineage: Eukaryota; Oomycota; Peronosporomycetes; Peronosporales; Peronosporaceae. The annotation marks the transcript as partial. Gene Ontology annotation, molecular function: ATP binding; protein serine/threonine kinase activity.